Messenger RNA from Pleuronectes platessa (European plaice), 4279 nucleotides. RefSeq lists its product as uncharacterized. The transcript has 8 exons. The coding region runs from base 146 to 1393 and encodes 415 amino acids. NCBI's taxonomy places the organism in Eukaryota, Metazoa, Chordata, Actinopteri, Pleuronectiformes, Pleuronectidae. Gene Ontology annotation, molecular function: MHC class II protein binding; protein tyrosine kinase binding. Gene Ontology annotation, biological process: T cell activation; positive regulation of ERK1 and ERK2 cascade; interleukin-15-mediated signaling pathway. The record is from RefSeq and is a predicted model, not a curated record. Gene Ontology annotation, cellular component: membrane raft; external side of plasma membrane.
AAUCUCCUGAUGUUUGCAUCACUCAUGUGAACGAGUGACAAGUGUCUGAAUCUAAAAGUCGCUGCUGCUCAUUAGUUCAUCGUCAGAUAUUCACACAGUCUCUGGUCGACGGGGGAAAGUCGGUGCUGAUGGAUAUUUUCUCUACAUGCAACUAGCACAUGACGACAGAGGAGACAUGUCACUGAGGGGAAGUGAUCCACAGGAAGUAAACCCCACAUUGCACUUUUUACUAAGAACCGAGAAGCAGAGAAUAGAAAGAAGAAGAAUGGAUGAAAUCAAACGGAUUCAAAUGUCUUUACAUCUGCUACUGGUGCUGAUUCCAUUUACAGUGCUCGCUGCCCGAUUUUCCUUCAUCAUCAUCAGAGCUGGAGCUGAAGUCACUUUGUCUUGUGACAAGAUGGGAGAUGAUCAUGUGAACUGUGGAGCUAAUGAGUGGUUCUUCAGUGAUUCAGAGGGGAAUGGAGGAGGAAACCUGUUUGUAAACAGGCAGCUCGACACAUCUAAGAUUUCCAAAUCUAAAGCAGACAGACCACGUCUUGCUGCAAACUGUUCUCUGGUUAUUAGUGAGGUCACAGCUGAAGAUGCUGGUGAAUACGUCUGCAGACAGUUUAAACAGACAACACAAACAUAUGAAGAUCAUCAUGUUGAUCUCUCUGUUGUCAACGUGACUGAGCAGAAGAGAAGUGAUGAGGUGACGUUGAGCUGCUCUGUGUCCACAUGUAGAAGCUGUGUCCUCAAAGUGAAGUGGCUGUUUAUGAAUAAAGAUGUGACUGAAAACAACAAAGACCUGAAGACAUCACAGUCUUCCUCCUCGGCCAAUGUGAGCUUCUCAAAAUCCCAUUUUGUUCACAAGAUGAAGAACUAUAGCUCAUUAACAUGUAAAGUGAAGCAUCGUGGCAAAGAGGAAAAGUUUUCCUUCAUCCCUCCGUCAUCAGAAGGAAAGAACGAACCACCUCCAGGAAGCAAUGAGAUGACAACAGAUUGGCGGCUGUACUUCGGUCUGGUUGUGGGUUUUGCCACAAUCGUAAUAUUGGUUGUGAUUCUCAUCAGAUGGAGAAGAAACAAAGCUAUAGACACACAGAUGAACGCAGAUGAAAACAGAACCUUCUCUGUGGAGGAGACGAGAGGUUUUGAUGAACCUGACUCUUCUCUCUGCGAGGCCAACUCUUCUGUUCCUGUCGUCUCAGGGAACAAAACACAGACGCACAAACACACGGUCGACCCUGCAGAGGAUGUGUUCUACUCCUCCAUCAGCCACUCCCCUUACAGCACGGCCCAGAUCCAGGGUGGUGAUGAUGCAGUGACCUACAGCACUGUGAAAGCUCCCUCCUCUUCUACUGGACCCUCAGCUGAUCCCAGCAGCCUCUAUGCCACCGUCACGUUCAAUCAAUAGAGACAUGGAGAGACUCGUCCUGGUGAUUCCUCCACACAGCAUCAUUAUCAAUGUUUCUCACCAGAGCAAUAAGCUGUGUCUUUCCACUGACGUCUGUCCAUUCAUCCAGCUGCAGUGAAAAUGCUUCAGCAAGUUUUUACACAACUUCAUCAACAAUGUCUGUUCCAUCGUUUCUAUUCUGCAGCAAAGUGUCAUUUGACAAAGGUCCAGUUUAGAACUGAUCUGCUGUGUUUGUGUCCAGCAUCGUCUCGGUCAGUACAGCAGCAGCUGGAAGUAGCAGGUCCUCAGCUGUGGUGAAAGGCCUUUUGGCUUCAUGAGAAGCCUCCAGUGCUGUGGCUGAUGUUCUGGAGACUUUUCACAUCGUUUCUUGUGAAACUAUGAAGUCAGACUGUUUCUUCUUGAGAAACUCUGGUGUGUUACCGACAUGACACUGAUGUGUUGUGUUGAGAUGUCGCUGCAGCAAGUUUCAGGUCCUAUUGGUCAAUCUGGGCCCCAUGACCUGUGAGGUCACCAGGGCCAAUGUAAGGCCAGGUCUCCCCCUGUUCGUUCUCAUUCCAUGCAACGCCGAGGGGAGAACCUGGGCUUCUCCAGCUCACAUCUUCUCUUUCCAUUCAUCUCUUCGAGAGAAGCACACCUCUCUGUCUGCCUAAGAGGUUUAGCUUUCCACUAAUUGAGCAAGAGACACCUCCUCCCAAUCCAAGCUCUACCAAACCUUCCAGCAGCGACACGAGGGCCUGACGAAGAACUGCAACAGAGCUGUAUGCACAACAGAACCACAAAGACAGGAGACACACAACCAGCAAGACGACUUCACAGAACUUCAGACAGCACCUUCUUUUUUCCUUUACAUGGACGGUAACACAACUGGAUUUAAUAAAUAUACUAGGCUAAGCAAAGACUGUUUAUUCGAUUCCUUGUGAUGUUUAUAAGUUUGAUUUGUGUUGCUAUGAUAUUGUGGUUACAAGUUAUUUGAAGUUAAUGUUAGUUAUGCUCUUCAGUCUUUCCUUGUAGCAUUUAGUAACUUUCUCUAAUUUGGCACCAACACAGACACACACAUAUCUCAGCACCCAUCUCACUCUCUGACCCCCCCCCCCCCCCCCACAUGUCGUAAACAUUCCAAACGGGGGAGGCCGUUAUCUUUGCAGUGGCCAACCGCCAUUUUUGAAGUACGCUGACUCACACAGACACACACACGCAUACUCACAUACAUAUCUUUAUUAAGUAAGUACACGUCAGUAAUUUGUGUGUUUUUAUACUUUAUUAUAUUCAUAAUAAAUGUUUUUCUUUCACAAAUGUUUUUUCAUUAUUGUUGCAUAAGUGAAUUUUGCCAAACUCUACACUGUCAAGAACGCUCUAUCUUUCAACUCAGCUAAAUAUCGAUAUGGUAAUUUUGGUUAUAGUUAUUAAUUGUAUUGUUAAUCAGAGCCCCAAAUUCGUAGUUGGUACUUUUAUGAGAGAAUCAAUAAAUUCGAUCUGUUGCCUUUUUCUGAAGGAUGGUGCCCCGAGAUAACUUUAAUCAAUUAAAAUUAUAAUUUAAUAUAAAUAUUUUUAUUAGUCAAUAUUUUAUUUUGAUAACCAAAUGUACUGAAUGCUGAAAGGCACACUAUUUUAUGGUAUCACGUUUAAUUCAUUAUUGCACAACAGUUUUCAAUUUCUUGUUCACUUCCUUCUCCUUAUUUUCAGCUGCGUCGCUUCUACGUUUCACUGUAAGGGAAGUAGUUGAUCACCGUGAGAAACAGGAACCUCACGUUCAUGUCACUGUUUCUCAUGAAUUCAUAUGAUAAAUGGUUUAUUUUCUUUUGUAGAUUUUAUUAUUUACUUUAUAACCAGACCCAAGGUCAGAUUCUUGUUGAGUUUGUACUAUAUUCUGUUCCCUUUAACCUGGGUAUGAACCAGAAUCACAUGUUUAAGCAUGCAGCCCUCAUCUUCAGAUUCUCAGUAACUCUUCCAUUUAUUUCUCGUCAGUUCUCUCCUCUAGGGAACGAUCACUCACCUGUUAAUGGAUGAGUAUAGAACAUGGGUUUUUGUCUAUUAAGCACGAGGCAUGUCCUUAUGAAUUCAUCCUUUCAGUUACAUGUUAUGCUCUCAGACACAUGCAAUCAUGCACCUCUCUUGUUGUGAUGUCCUGUCAUUUUAGUUUGUUAAUUUCAGUCUCAUCAGUGUAUUUUCUGUUUCCUGUUUUAUUUUGUAGUAUCUGUCCCUUGUGUGUGGUUUCUAUCUUCACUUCCUUUCGGUGAUUGUCUUCCCAGUCCUCAUGUGUUUCACCUGUGGUUAAUUGCUCCUGCCUUCCCUCUGUGUCUCUAUUUAAGCCUCUGUGUUCCCCAAGCCCUUUGUUCGGUUCGUACUCGUUGUUGUCUACUCGUUUCCACACGUGUCAGAUAUGGUUUGUCGGUUCCUUCUGUCUCGACCAGCUUCUCCUGCUUCCUUGUUCUCCGUGCGCUUUGUCGCCAGAACUUACCUGUAGUGUUAGUGUUUCGUUUUUGUCUUGUUUAAAGCCUUUUAUUAUAUUAAAUACCUUUUUGUUUGUAACCUCUGCAUCCUGGGUCCAUCUCCUCCACCAAACCCUGACAAAUGUUAGUUAUGCUCUUCAGUCUUUCCUUGCAUAUAUGUAGCACAUUUCUCUAAUUUGGCACCAACACACAGACACGCACAUAUCUCAGCACCCAUCUCUCUCUCUGACACCCCCCCCACCCCACAUGUCGUAAACAUUCCAAACGGGAGAGUCCGUUAUCUUUGCAGUGGCCAACCGCCAUUUUUGAAGUACGCUGACUCACACAGACACACACACGCAUACUCACAUACAUAUCUUUAUUAAGUAGGUAUACCGUUAGUAAUUUGUGUUUAUAUACUUUAUUAUAUUCAUAAUAAAUGUUUUUCUUUCACAAA